Molecule: messenger RNA, 993 nt
Organism: Rotaria socialis
Lineage: Eukaryota; Metazoa; Rotifera; Eurotatoria; Philodinida; Philodinidae
Source: the annotation of a GenBank genome assembly
AUGUCUUCGCCGUCAACAGCACAAUUAAUUCUUAAUGCUUCUCGUCUAUAUUCAGUUUGUGUCAGUUUUAUUAUUUUAUUUGGUGGCGUUUUUGGACAUCUUGCUAAUAUAUUUGUAUUCACUCGUCUGAAAAGUUUCCGCGGAAAUCCUUCUGUUUUGUAUAUAAUCUUAGAGUCGAUUGUUGAUUUACUUCAAAUGAUUGUUUCAUUUACAUUGCUUAUUGCAAUCAAUGGCUUUUCUGAUGAUCUAACGCAAACAUCAUUGGCUUGGUGCAAAUUAAGUCAAUUUUUCCUGCAAUUUUUUACUCUCAUUUCACUUAAUAUUGUUUGUUUGGCUGCCAUUGAUCAAUAUUUAUCAACAAGUUAUUAUCCAUUUCUAAGACAAAUCAGUACGAUCAAAUCAGCAAAAGUUCUAACUACGAUUGCAAUUAUUGCUUGGACCCUACAUGGUAUACCAUUUCUAAUCUAUUUUGAAAUUCAUUCAAUCUUCGGAUGCAGUGUACAUAAUCAAAAUUUUCUAAUUUAUAUUUCAUAUUUUUAUUAUCUUAUUCUUUCUGGUGUUUUACCGAUCAUUGUUUCGACAUUUUUCGGUGUAUUAGCUUAUCGAAAUGUUCGUCAUCUUGUGCGACGUCAACAGGCAAUGCGUCGACGAAAAUUAGACCAACAAUUAACAGCAAUGAUUAUUCUUCGAGUUCUUUUUCUAGUCACUACAAUAUUACCGUAUGCUGUGGAACGAUCUUAUACAUUUAGUACGCUCGCAGAUGACAACCUACUUGAACGAGCCAUUAUACAACUUAUUGGAGCAAUUACUUUUUCAUUAUUUUAUCUUAAUUAUGCAGGUUCAUUCUAUUUAUUUUUAAUAUCGUCAACGAGAUUUCGCCGACAAGUAAAAUGUGUUUUUGUUAACAAAGUUUGGCGACUUUAUUGCAGAAAAACUGUACGACAAAACCAAAUUAUGCCAAUUACUCUAAACCCCAACAGUGAAUAUGAUUGA